GCAAAUUAUUUUAUUGUUAGAUAGUUGCUCCAUACUCGAGUACUUACACGAUCCUGGCUUAUAUUGGACUAGGCCUGGGGGCUUUCAUAGUUUUCACCACUCUCAUCGGAUGCUGUGGAAUCAGUCGAGAAAGCCAUUUGUUAAUGUUUGUGUACGGAACCCUCUGUGCUCUCAUGAUUAUUGUUGAAAUAUCAGGUGGAUUGGCAGCGUAUGUGUACAGACAUGAUGUACACCAUGAACUGGUUUCUGUCCUAAACAAAACAAUAACAGAGCAGUACGGGAUAAACAACUCAACAACAGCUGCUAUUGAUACUCUACAGAAAGGACUCCAUUGUUGUGGGGCUCAAUCCUUCGAGGACUGGAGUAGCACUGUAUGGAGUACUUCAGGGAUUAGAGGUAGUAAUCAGGUUCCUGACUCCUGUUGCAAAACAGUUUCUAGAUUAUGCGGAGUCAGAGACCAUCCCAGUAAUAUCUACUAUACAGGUUGCGGAGAGAGUCUUGGUUCUCUAGCUUCCACUCAUCUUCUUCUUCUUGGAUCCGUUGCUCUCACCGUUGCUCUUAUUCAGAUAUUUGGGGUCGUCUUCUCCUGUAAACUCGGGAAGACAAUGAAGAAUUUAGAAGAUUGAUCCAACUCAUUAAGAUAAACAACGUUUGGAAAAACUUAUUUUAAAUUUUGAAACUUCAGAUUCAUGAAUUUGAAAAAUAGUAAUAAAACCAAAGAUAUGACGUAAAAUGUCAGAUUUCGAUAGUUUUCCCCAAUUAUAUUCAGAUUUUAAAUCCUAGGAAAAAUUUACAAUUUCCAAAAAAAGUUGGUUAAACUAUUUAAUCAAAAUAAGGCUUUCUGAGUUCUGCAAGUGCCUGCAAUCAAAGUAUCUCCUAUAUGCUAUGUUAAUUUUCACAUUACUAGGCUUUUAGGGCGCUUCGCGCCCAUCUUCUAUUUCAAUUGUGAACAUGGUCUUUUUGUAUACAUUGUA
Messenger RNA from Eurytemora carolleeae, 974 nucleotides. RefSeq names its product CD151 antigen. The transcript is spliced from 7 exons. Lineage: Eukaryota; Metazoa; Arthropoda; Copepoda; Calanoida; Temoridae. Gene Ontology annotation, cellular component: membrane. The coding region runs from base 144 to 626 and encodes 160 amino acids. The record is from RefSeq and is a predicted model, not a curated record.